This is a messenger RNA of Saimiri boliviensis boliviensis (Bolivian squirrel monkey), 1041 nucleotides long. It is a transcript of the gene EEF1AKMT4, whose product is annotated as EEF1A lysine methyltransferase 4. Gene Ontology annotation, molecular function: S-adenosylmethionine-dependent methyltransferase activity. The record is from RefSeq and is a predicted model, not a curated record. NCBI's taxonomy places the organism in Eukaryota, Metazoa, Chordata, Mammalia, Primates, Cebidae.
GUGGGCGGAGACACCACGGCCCCGCCUUCUGCAUCCUGCCUUCCGGAUUGGCUGACGUACCGGCGGCUCUGGCGGCCCCGCGGCUGAGAGCAUGGCCUCUCCGGAGGCAGGUAGGGCGCAGCCCAAGUUACCCGAGCGGAACUGCGGGUACCGAGACGUCCAGUACUGGGAUCAGCGCUACCAAGGCGCGGCCGAUUCUGCCCCCUACGAUUGGUUCGGGGACUUCUCCUCCUUCCGUGCCCUCCUAGAGCCGGAGCUGCGGGCCGAAGACCGUAUCCUUGUGCUAGGUUGCGGGAACAGUGCCCUGAGCUACGAGCUGUUCCUCGGAGGCUUCCCUGACGUGACCAGUGUGGACUACUCAUCAGUAGUGGUGGCUGCCAUGCAGGCUCGCUAUGCCCACGUGCCUCAGCUGCGCUGGGAGACCAUGGACGCCAGGCAGCUGGAUUUCCCCAGUGCUUCUUUUGACGUGGUGCUUGAGAAGGGCACGCUGGAUGCCCUGCUGGCUGGGGAACGUGAUCCCUGGACUGUGUCCUCUGAAGGUGUCCGCACUGUGGACCAGGUGUUGAGUGAGGUGAGCCGCGUGCUGGUCCCUGGAGGCCGGUUCAUCUCAAUGACCCCUGCUGCCCCACACUUUCGGACCAGACACUAUGCCCAGGCCUGUUACGGCUGGUCCCUGAGGCAUGCUACUUAUGGCAGUGGUUUCCACUUCCAUCUCUACCUCAUGCACAAGGGUGGGGAGCUCAGUGUGGCCCAGCUGGCCCUGGGGGCCCAAAUCCUCUCGCCUCCCAGACCUCCCACCUCGCCCUGCUUCCUUCAGGACUCAGAUCAUGAGGACUUCCUUAGUGCCAUUCAGCUAUGAGGCUGAAGCAUAGUUCUCCACUCUUGUGCCAUUCUGCUCUGGGCUCCUCAGGUAGUUGGAAUUCCUGACUCAGGACUUGGGGUUGGGUCCAAGGUGCUUACAUCCCAGGGGCCUCACGCCUAAGAGAGAGGGUGGGAAGUGAACCCACAUGAACCAAUACAGCUCAGCUCCAACUAGAUCCA